AUGGCCUCCCUUAUGGCCACCCUCGACGCUCUGUCGGCACUCUCUCCAGCCCAAUGGUGCCAAAUAUUCUUCAGCCUCUCUUCGGCCGCCGUCUUGGCUAUCCAGAUCAUUCCCAAGGCGGCCCAGCAUGCACUGCUUGAUUAUGGCGCUCGUUCGCCCGUCGGCACCGACGACCAGAUGAAGGAAGGGGGACCCAAGGCGACGAAUUGGUUCAAUGAUUUCAUCAAAGCGACCGCGUCCAUCGGCCAGAUCCCGCAUGCAUGGUUUAUGCAUUUCUACGUGGCGUCAAUCGCGGGCUCAGCAUUCUGGGCAUACGAAUUCAUCCGAGAUGGACCGGCUUUCAGAUUCAUCGCAGCUCGGCAGGCACAGUCGGGUAGCCCUGCCAUGAGCCUAGAGCAGACGAUUCUCGUUUGGGUAUUAAUGGCGCUGCAGGGAUCCAGGAGGCUCUAUGAGUGCUUCUUCGUGACGAAGCCUGGGUCUUCUAAAAUGUGGUUCGUCCAUUGGCUGCUCGGUCUAGGGUUCUACAUCUGCAUGAGUGUGUCGGUCUGGGUGGAUGGAUCAGGCAAGUUCUCUCAGCCGUGUCAUCAUCAGCAGCUCCCACUAACUUUCCAAGCUUCCCUCCAAGGAGCGUCUGGGCUAAACACUGGCAGCCUACUAUCAUUCACCCCCACCCUUGGAACCGCCGUGUACUUUUACGGGUGGGUGAACCAGCACUGGUGCCAUAAGCAUUUGGCUAGCCUGAGAAAGUAUUCGCUUCCGGAUCAAGGGCUAUUUCGAUACAUUGUAUGCCCUCACUACACCUGCGAAUGCAUUCUUUAUCUUGGGCUCGCUAUAACAGCGGCACCGGAGGGCCAAUGGGUCAACCGCACUCUUUUGUGCGCCUUCUGGUUCAUUGUUGUCAAUCUGGGGACAACAGCCGAUGGAACCAAGCAGUGGUAUGCGCACAAGUUUGGCGCCGAAAAGGUAGCUCAUAAAUGGAAAAUGAUUCCAUUUUUCUUCUAG
Molecule: messenger RNA, 1002 nt
Organism: Colletotrichum truncatum
Lineage: Eukaryota; Fungi; Ascomycota; Sordariomycetes; Glomerellales; Glomerellaceae
Product: 3-oxo-5-alpha-steroid 4-dehydrogenase
Biological process (GO): dolichol-linked oligosaccharide biosynthetic process; polyprenol catabolic process
Cellular component (GO): endoplasmic reticulum
Molecular function (GO): 3-oxo-5-alpha-steroid 4-dehydrogenase activity
Source: RefSeq, a predicted model, not a curated record